Messenger RNA from Haliotis rubra (blacklip abalone), 4593 nucleotides. Its product is annotated as bestrophin-4-like. Gene Ontology annotation, molecular function: chloride channel activity. The record is from RefSeq and is a predicted model, not a curated record. NCBI's taxonomy places the organism in Eukaryota, Metazoa, Mollusca, Gastropoda, Lepetellida, Haliotidae.
AUGACGAUCAUCUACCAAUACCGGGUGGCGACAACGUCUGGGGGCUUUGUCAAGCUCCUUGCAGCGUGGAAGGGAAGCGUCUACAAGCUGAUGUUCAAGGAGAUGAUGAUAUUUGGAUUUAUGUACACAUCGAUCAGCCUGUUGUAUCGCCUGCUACUUACUGAACCUCAGAGAAGAGUAUUCGAGAAGAUCGUUAUCCACUGUAACAGCUUCACCAGCCUCAUCCCCGUUUCCUUCGUGCUCGGCUUCUACGUGUCCUUAGUCGUGCGGAGAUGGUGGCAACAGUUCAUGAACGUCCCUUGGCCGGACAGGACACUGUUCAUUAUGACAACGUACCUGACGGGGCUGGACGAAAGGUCCCGGAUAAUGAGACGGACGGUGGCUCGGUACAUGCUGUUUGGGCUCAUCCUGAUCUGUCGUUCGGUCAGCGUGGCUGUCAUGAAGCGGUUCCCAACUCUUGACCACAUUGUAGAGGCAGGUUUCAUCACCAAGGACGAAGCUAUGACGUUUGAGGACACACAGUGUCAGUUCCACAAGUUCUGGGUGCCCCUUAUGUGGGCCAACAGCGUGCUGGUUCAAGCUCGACGGGAGGGGAAGAUAGAGAACGAUUUUGGUCUCCGAAUGAUCAUCGAGCAACUGGCAACGUUCCGAGAUAAAUGUUCUCUGUGUUUCGUGUACGACUGGAUCACAAUCCCCCUCGUUUACACACAGGUUGUGACGCUGGCCGUGCACAUGUUUUUUGCGGCGUGCAUUCUGGGGCGUCAGUUUCUGGACCCUCUCCAACAGUACGACGGCUACGAAUACGACUUCUACAUUCGACUUUACUACAUUCCUGUGUUUACUUGAAGGAUCACGCAGUUCUUCUUCUAGCAUGGUAGAUGGCUGAAGGUCGCUGAGCAGCUAAUCAACCCGUUCGGCGAGGAUGAUGACGACUUCGACAUUAAUUGGCUUCUAGAUCGGCACACGGCGGUUGCGUUUACGCUAGUCGACCAGUGCUGUGGGAAGCACCCUCCGUUCGUGAAAGACCACUUCUGGAAUGACGUGGUAGUUCCCGACCUUCCAUAUACCGAGGCGUCGAAACACUCCAAGAAACCCAACUUCAUGGGGUCAACUUUCAACAUAGCUCGUAUUGGUCUCGAGGAGCAGCGGAUGUUCGUCCCUGAGACCAGCAGUAUCAGGCGGCGAAGCAAAAGCUCACUCAGCAGUGCCUUCACAGGCUCCCUUCUCAGCCUCUUUAGACAAAAAUCCCACUACGAUUCCAGGGACACUCUGCAUUCCGCUUAUUAUCAGGAACGAGGCUACAGUGUUCCCAACGGUAGAAUGGGCUACCUGCAGGUGCCCUCCAUCAUCGUGACAUCGGAACAUCCGUCUCGCCGCGCCUCGAUUGAUAUUGCCGACAUCUCGGAUAGUGUCGAGCGUCUCCGAAUGGAAGGAAGGACCCGAGCGAAUACGGACUCUGACGAGCGAGAACUGCCGAAGACUGAAGUGAAACGCAAAUUCAGCACACCAUUUAAUUUUAAUUUCUUUUCAAAGAAAGAAACCAAGAGACCAGCGGAGCCUCCUCCCGCGUCGCCAAAGCAACCAAGGUUCACUGUGGAGCUGGUUCCCCCGGAGGAACAACAAGAACAGCCCCGGAAACGGAGGACGGGGCAGAUUCUACAGACACUAGAGAAACAGUACGUGUCCAGGCCGCCAUUGCUGUCGGCCAUCGAGGAGGGCAACACCAUCACCAGCAUCCGCCAGCUGAUGACCUUGAACUCCGGUGACUCCAGCAUUGAGGAAGAGGAAGAGGACGAAGUGUUUAAUGAAGGCCCAGAACGAGGCUCAGAGAGCGAGGCGAAGGGCCUUGACCAGAAGGCGACAAAGGUCACGUCCGACGACGGGCAGAAUACCCACAGUUCAAAGCUUACAACAGCAAACGACACAGAGUUGAGUGACCUUGACCCAAGAGAAUCUUACUCUGACCAGACGCCUAUCAUACCCACAGUUAGCAUUGAUGAACUUUGAUACCCAAGCCCAAUAGCUGUGCUCACAUUGAGGCCAGAUUUCACAUGAGGCUGGAGUUGAAUUCCAGUUGUUUCCAUUAUUCACAUAUCUCCGACAAUCGGCCAUCCGGAUUUAUCUCAUAGGUGGUUUGUUUUGCCAAUAGCUUUUCACGUGAACAGUGCAUACCGCAGUGUCUUAUCAUCAAACUGGCCUUCAGAUCAUGAAUGGAAAAUGUUUUUUUCAACGAAAACUUUCUUGCUUCAUUCCUUCGAAAAUGUCAUCGUGACAAUGACGUCACAAUCAAAUGACAUCAUCUCUCGUUGCUCGCUUGGAUGAUAAACAGUAUCUCACCCACGUGUCAUUUGAUAUCGGGCAUAUCAACAUGAAGCAAUAAAAGGUUUAUGAGCUUGCCAAAGUUAUACCCGGCAGACUAGUAUACAAGUUUCACAAGUUUAAUCGGCGAGUGUUGAUGUGCCUGAUAUAUCGCGUGAGAGUCUAUACAAUGUUUCUGUUUUAUCACUGGUGCACAAAAGGUUGUGAAUAGUGCAUUUAUUACCAUGUCCUAUCAUUUUACUACACUCCAUAUUUUGUUAAUGGUUUUGUGCCGUUCCUUUCAUAAAAAACGAAUCGUUCAUAAUAACAAGAAGAUCAGGACACAUCAUAAACUCGUUCUACUGCUGGUACACGCAACAAGCACAGCGAUUUUAGCCAGGCGGGGUCCCAAUGUGAAGUGCAAACGUGUAAAAUACCAGUUACCAGGUCACGUGCGUAGUGACCUUAAUUACCAAUGUAAAUCAACGUUGAGAUAUGUCUGCAUCAAGUACUUUGGGGCGAUGAAAAUGUUACUGAUCUGCAAUGUUACUUUACAAACAAUAAGGCAUCUAAUUCCGACGAAUAAUGAAUACGGUUAGGUGUCGUCCAAUCGGCCACCGCCUUCCUGCUCGUAUCAGUGGACGGGAGCCCAGUCAUAACACUAGCCAAUAUAUGCUGUAGCAUUAUUGCUUAACCAGAAUAUACAUCGAUAUCAUGUUCUUUAUUCGUUUCAAUGUACACAAUGUAUUUCUUUUAUCACCCAAAAUGCCCAGCCCAAGGCUGCCAGAGUUGAGGAUGGGGAUGGGUACAGGGUAGGAUGAGUAUAGGCUGCUGCGGCUAGGAACGGGAUGAGCAUAGGCUGCUGCGGCUGAAAAUAGGAUGACGCCGAGAAUGAAUUUGGGAAUGAGUGCUUUAUAUAAUAUAUUGCACUAGGAACUAUACGAAAGAGUGUAUGAUUCAGUUACAUAUUUUGUUCAUCAGGGAAGCCAUUUAUUCAGGGAAAAUUCCAGGAACGUGUUCGGGUUGUGAAUAAGUCAUUUUAUGUACCGUUAAUAUAUAUGUAUAUAAAAUCCCCGGUGCCUUACAAAAUCACCUGACCUUUACUAAAAUGUGCAUAUUUACAAGUUGCAGGACUGAGAUGAGGAGGGUUUUCCUGCAUUCUAAAAUAUACACAUUUCGUCCACAUAAAAUACGUAUGCAUGAAUGAUUGGACCGCCCGUGGUUUUCAGAGACAAACCAAAGACGUACAUAGACGUAUUUCCGUCUUGGGACAAACUAUCACACGUGCCUCUUUAACAGUAGUCCGAUGAACUUGGUUCAGUCUACGUAACGCGUAGGAAAGAAUCAACUCGUUUUACCACAGCUUAUGCUUUGAACUUUUACAUGGAUAUUUUCUGAAUAUAACAGUGUCACUUUUCCCCUAAAAUAACAACUUAUUAUUCGGUGUGGUGAAACAAAUGUGAUUCUAGCUGUGGUUUGUUUGACCCAAAUGGAUCAGUCCUAUACAAACAAACACUAUUACACAGGGAAUGUAAACCCACAGACGUGUACGCCUUCUGACUGGUUUCGCCCCCAAGAUGCACCCAACAGGCGGAUGAGUCGGAUGCAGCUUACGGAAAGUGGCGAAUACUCACGAAUCACAUCACAAUAACUCUUGUGAACGUACUGCCGUCUCCGAUGACAGGUGUAUUGCAAUGAACUGAUGUAUCUAUCGAGGCCAUCUUCAUUCACACAUAAGUGUACCUCAUCUUGUGAAAUAUAUAUUAUUGUCCUUUAAUAAGCAUCAUAAUUACUACCACCACUGGGCACCCAGCUGCAAUCACAUACAUCAACUGGAGUCUCUGACAACAAAAGUAGCGUGCCGCAAGACCUAAGGUGAUCGUAACUCCCAUACCUUAACAGAGACUUACGACAGUCGAAGCGCAAAUGUUGCUUUGUACAACGGCACAAUGGUAAAUUAUCAAAACAUAUAAAACGAACUUUUUUAUGAUAAUGAUUCAAUAUGCUUGAAUAAUUUAUGACGAAACUCCUGACGUAUUUUUAAGCUUAAACAUAUCCAUCCAGGACUUAGCUUUCAAACUGAAAAGGCGGAUGGUGUCUGUAACGGGUUUCUCAAAUCUAUAGAUUAACUGUACAACACAGGGCAAAGACCAACUGCAAUGAUGAAACAAAAAGCGAAUAACAUUUGUUAAUUGCCAAUAGUCACUGCUGAAUCUUGAUCCGAGGAUCUUUUCUUUUGUCAAAUGAAAUGUAUAAUCAAGAGUGUACAUAUUGUGAAUUAAAUUUUAUACGAAC